CGUUCAACUUUAUUCUGAUCUUUUCACGUUCUUUCAAGUUGUUCGUAAAUCUCUAAAUAAUUAUAUUGUUACGUCAAUUGACGACAAUAAUAAAAUAAUAUUUCAAUAAAAAUGUGGUUUUAAGUGAUCUUUUGGCAUGUGAAGAAUUGUUUUUUGUAUUAUUUUGGUUAGAAUUUUCGUAUUGACAAAUUUUUGUUUUCUGUGCACGAAAAUUAAAAUUUAUGAAAUUUAUUAAUCAGAGAAAUCAUGAAUAAGUCUAAUUUGCCAAAAAAUUGGAUCGUUUGCUCCUCUAAAAGUUAUCCUGAUAAAGUCUAUUAUUUUAAUACGGUGACAAAUAAGACAUCGUGGGAAUUACCAUUUGCUGAAAAUCAAAAUGAGGCGACGUCGAAAGAAAAUACCAAAAAAAGAAAAUUUGAAAAGGAUCCCGUACAGUCAAGGCCAGUAACUCCAGAUAUGAUGCAAGAAAAAGAGAGACCUGUAAUUCAAGCAAAACGCAGAAUAUCGUUAAUUUCACAGAAAACAACAAACGAAACUCCACAAAUGCGAGAAAUUCGAGCGAGAAUGCUCCAGAAACAAGCAACUUUAAACAAGGGAUUGAAGUCUGUUUUAACUAAAGAAGAUAGUUCGAAUAAGAAAUUACCUGAUAAAAAAACAUUAAGAAAAGAAAAUGUUGGUGAAAUCAAAGAUUCUAAAGGUUGUGAAAUGACAGAAAAAACGUCAUCGCCAGUAAAGCAAAAAAGGAGAUUUUCUGAAAUGCCAAAAAUUAUUCCUAAAAAGCCAGAACGAAGACUGUCGACAGUUAAUUCAAACACUGAAACAAAGGAAAAAAGUGUUUCCCUUAAUGCUUCUCUACCCGCAGAGGAAACUUUAACUCCACAAAUGCGUUUAAUGUAUGAAAAAUUGAAAGAAAGAAAAGCAACAAAAAAAAGUGUAUCUUCCAAGAAAUCUGCAACAAGUACAACUCAAUCAUCAAGUUCAAAUUCAUCGUCUUCAAGUUCAAGCUCAAAUUCAGAGUCCUCUUCUACUUCUUCGUCAUCAACUUCUGAUUCAACUGUUUCUUCAACUAAGAGUUCACUUAAAAAAACUGAAACAGAAAAACCUUUGAAUUCACCUAAAAAAUUAGAAUCAAGUAAAGUUAUUACAAGACGUAAAUCUAGACUUUCAAGUUCAAGUCAAACUAAUUCUGUAUCAGAAGCCAAUGUUUCAAAUCUUCCAACGUUGGGUGAAGAAGUGGAACUCGAUGAACCAAAAUCUGGAGGAAAAGUUUCUAAAAAGGAACUAAAUGAAACUCUAAGCACUGCUCGUAAAUCCGGUCGAACAAUAUUUAUCCCGUCGAAAGAGCCAGAUCUAAAAUUUAAAAUUGCAAGUCAAAGUCCCAAUGCUACGUAUCCAAAAAAUAUUGCUAAACAGAGACUGGACGAUAUUCGAGAAAGUUUAAAUUUGAAAAAUAAGUUGAAUGAAUCGUUGACACCUGAAAGAAAUGUUUGUUUAGAAGUGAGCCAAAAUUACCACCCGAAUGUCUCUUCAGUCAAAAACUUGCAAACAUUUUUAAAAGAACCAGGACCAGAAAUAACACUUUAUACGAAUGCUACACGUAGAGCUAAAAAUGUAAGAGAUAAAGUUUCAAAUUAUCAAAGUUCGAAUGCUAAUGUAAGUAAGAAUCAAAUGGACGAUCUGAAUGUCGAAGAAAUUGAGCGUCAGUCUAUUUUCGAAAAGCUUAAGAAUCACAAUAAUGAUCCAUAUUAUGAAGAAAUGGAAUGGGAACCUAUUGAAGAUGAAAAGAUUAUGAAUGAGGUACAAGAAGUUCGAUCUCAAUUGUUCACUAAAUCAAUAAAUAAUGAUAAUUUAAUGCAAGAAAAUGUGCUUGAAUUAUCUAAUAAAAAAAGUGAUAAAGUAUUAUACAUCGUCGUUGAUACUAAUGUAUUUCUCUCAAAUUUACCCGUCAUUGAGGAAGCCAGAGAUGCGAUAUUUAAAACAUUUGGCAGGCCAUUUAUAGUCGUUCCUUGGACAGUUAUACAAGAAUUAGAUUAUAUCAAGGAUGAUAAAUCGGCAACGAGAUCUGAAAAUUUGAGAAUAAAAGCGAGGAGAGCAGUACGAUUUUUACAUCAACAUUUCUCUGCCAAACAUCCUCGUAUUUUGGGCCAGACGCCACAAGAUGUUAUGAAAAAUAAAGAAAUAUUUCAAACAGUUUCCCCGGAUGAUGAAAUUUUACAGAGUUGUUUGCAAAUACGCAAUUCAGGACGUGCAGUGGUGCUACUUUCUUAUGACAAAAAUCUUUGUACUAAAGCCAUGAUUAAUGAUAUCGUGUCUCUUGGGCGGGAUGACCACUUUGAAAAAAUCGAAUUUAUGAGAAUUGAUAAUCCGUGUAACAGUUCUUUUUCGGCAUCAUUUCAUACAGACGACAAUGAUAAUACCACGACAGCUCUUGAGGAGGAAUUAUUGAUCGCGGAGGAUAUUUUCGAGAAAGUAAAGGAUCAACUGCGAAUAUUUCUUUCUCCAAUAGUUGUUUCAGAGAUGCGGAAUUUAUUUGGAGAUGGCUGGGAACGGUACACAAUUAUAAGACCUCCCUGGUCAACGGUAGACGUUCUUAAAUGUGCGAUUAAACAUUGGAUGGCAGCUGUCAGUGAAUCAUUCAUGAGAAUAGCCGAUUUAAUUCUUAAAGAGUUACUUGAGAAUAUUAACAAUCCACCUGCAGGGGGUAGAAAACUAAAAAACGUGAAUUAUUUCAUGGGAAGAUGUAGUGAUUUGAUGCAAACACUCAAUCAGCAUAAAUAUCCAAAUCUUCUCAACAAAACAACAGCGGAAAUGGAUGUUUUAAGAAAAAGAUGCUUGGAAGAAACUAAAAGAAUUUCCGAGAAGAGAAUAAGAGAUGAAAUUGGUUGUGAAGGCAAUGUUGCGAGACAAAAUGACAGAGCUCAACUUGCGUUGGAUUAUUUCAAUAAUGUGUAUGCAUUCACUCGCGAUUUUUGUGGCGUAGCUGCAGAAGCCGUUGAUAUGCCUUGUUCAUUUAUUUUCGAGAAGACUGAGAAACUUACUGAUCCAAAUUUUGUGAAGCACUAUCAACCAAUACUGGCGGCAAAUUUAAAUCAAUUGCUGCAACUUUUAAGCUUAGCGAUGGAAGAUUUAAAUGGACUAAGACCCGAUGAGAAGGCUAUAAAUGCUUUGACGGAAGCUUUAAUAACAUUUUUACCUGACAAAUUCAACAAAUCAAACACGGAAAUAACAUCUCUUGAUGUUUAUUACUUGAUAAAAACUAAACAAGAUAUAAUGAAAAGAGGCUUAAUGCAGUUACAAGACCUGAGUCAGCAAUUUUGCCGAAUGGCGAGUUUCAGGUGUAAAUAAUAAGUUUAGUGAGUUUUGUUAGUAUUUUAUUAAAACCGAAAACCUUGCAGUCUCAAAGAGUCAAGAAAGUCAGGUAUUCUUGGACUGGAUACGAUUAUCUAUCAUUUUGCUUUUUAAAGCAGUAUUAUCAUUACAUACGUUCAAAUUUAAGUUACUAAAAAGUUUUAUUUUUCCAUUAAAUUUCUAACAUUCAAAGCAUAAUACAAAAUUAAAAGUAAGUCAAAGAAAAGGAAAAAAUUGGCCUAAAAUUUACUCUCAGUUGUGUAUUUUCUUCAAUAUUAUAAACAUUUUUGAAAAUUAAUAUUUUAUUUAAUUAUUUCAUCUCCAUGCAUUUAAUGCAAUUACAUGUUACAAGUUAGAUGCCAUUAAAAAGAUAAAAAAAAGUAGUUGGUAUGUUAUUGAAACAGUAUGUUUAUUUAAACUUGUAAAAAAUGUAAAUUUUAUUUCUAAUAAUGCAAAAUGCAUUAGUUUUGUACGAAAUUGUUAUAAAAUAAAAAAUUUAUCAUUGAAA
This is a messenger RNA of Leptopilina heterotoma, 3853 nucleotides long. It is a transcript of the gene Swt1, whose product is annotated as transcriptional protein SWT1-like. The record is from RefSeq and is a predicted model, not a curated record. The coding region runs from base 247 to 3342 and encodes 1031 amino acids. NCBI's taxonomy places the organism in Eukaryota, Metazoa, Arthropoda, Insecta, Hymenoptera, Figitidae. Gene Ontology annotation, molecular function: protein binding. Gene Ontology annotation, cellular component: nucleus. The transcript is spliced from 11 exons.